AUGGGGCCUUCGGGACACAGCCCUCCUGGAGGACCUGGGACAGGCCAGUGGCCUGCUCCUGGAGGGGCGGCCACUCCGAUCGGUGCGGCCGGCCGGAGCCUCAAGUGCUCCUGCCCCGCAGCCCCGGAGGAAAAAAAUGCGGCUCGGGCUCUGAGGAAAGUCUGUAGGGGCGUCGGAAAGGCGGUUGCGCAGGACUCGGCCUCCACCCAAGCCUUCCCCUCCUGCAGCAUCGCGGCCACCACGCAAGCCCACGGUCUGACCAACGUGAAGGCCCCGCUGCACCUGGACGUGACGUGGGGCUGGGAGCACUGGGGCGGGAUCCUGCCGCAGUCGCUGGACCUGUUGCUGUGCAUCAACAUGACCCACAUCAGUCCCCUGUGCUGCACGGAGGGCCUCUUCAGAGCAGCAGGACACCUGCUCAAACCCAGAGCCCUGCUCAUCACCUACGGGCCCUUUGCCGUCAACGGGAAGAUCUCUCCCCAGAGCAACGUGGACUUCGACCUAAUGCUCAGAUGCAGGAACCCGGAAUGGGGCCUUCGGGACACAGCCCUCCUGGAGGACCUGGGACAGGCCAGUGGCCUGCUCCUGGAGAGGAUGGUGGACAUGCCAGCCAACAACAAGUGCCUGAUCUUCCGGAAGAACGGAGCCCUUCCUUACCCACACACCUGCAUCCCUGCCGGAGGCCCUGUGGGGCACAAACCCUGCCUCCCUAGGCUGGGCCUUGUGGGUAACAGCCCCACCCAGUCUGCGCUCUCAGCCAGUGGCUGAAAGGCUCAGCCUGCUCAGAAUAAAGCAUCUCCUGCUGCCGGC
Mandrillus leucophaeus (drill) is the source of this 810-nucleotide messenger RNA. It is a transcript of the gene METTL26, whose product is annotated as chromosome unknown open reading frame, human C16orf13. Lineage: Eukaryota; Metazoa; Chordata; Mammalia; Primates; Cercopithecidae. The record is from RefSeq and is a predicted model, not a curated record.